This is a messenger RNA of Gossypium arboreum, 694 nucleotides long. RefSeq names its product late embryogenesis abundant protein 2-like. Bases 194 to 394 code for a protein of 66 amino acids. Lineage: Eukaryota; Viridiplantae; Streptophyta; Magnoliopsida; Malvales; Malvaceae. The transcript is spliced from 2 exons. The record is from RefSeq and is a predicted model, not a curated record.
AGCAGUGAAUUAGUGGUGUAAGACCUGCAGAGAGUAACAAUAUUUUCACACUUGUCUACCAAUGGAACCCUUACAUUUUCCUAUAAAUACCCAUCUCUGUAUUCAGGUUUUCAUUACCAAAGCUAAUCAAGCAUCUAUCAUCUAACAUUUACCUCUUUACUUGUGUGUGUUUUUUCUCUCAUCCAUAACCAAAAUGAACCAAUCCCAGGAUUUGAGCCACCAAGCUGGCCAGAAAAUGGGCCAAGCUCAGGAGAAGACUAGUCAGAUGGCUGACAUGGCUAGGGAAACUGCACAAUCUGCUAUGGAUUCAAUUCAACAAGCUGGGCAGCAGAUGCAGGCCAAAGCACAAGGCGCAACAGAUGCCAUAAAGGAUACAAUGGGGAUGAACAAAUGAAACUACUGCUGCUUGAUCCCAGACACCUCUCCGGCACCUACAAUAUUCAUUUUGUGAGCUUUAGUUUUAUUUUUUGGCAACAUUUUCUUAAAUUUGCUCAUAUGUUCUUGAGCUACAAUUCCCAGUUUCAAUAAUUUCUACAAGUUUUAUUUUUAGCCAUUUGUACAAUAAAAUUUGGGUUGUAAUAAUAGUGCCAAUUACUUAAAGUGUGUACUGUGAAGAGAUAAUGGGAAAGUUUCAUUUAUCUUAUUCAUGUUUCAAGAAGAAUUAAUAAUACAAAUGUUCAUUUGUUUCUCUUAA